UGGCGACGCCCGUGAGCAGCCACUCUUUUGUUAUUGAGCCGUUUUUCAGUAAAUAAACUUCGUGACAGAGGAGCACGUCUGGUCCGACGGAACAUAUCAGUCUAAGAUCAGGGUCAUGUCCCGGCUGGCGGUGGUGUGUGGGGGCUCCAGGGGCAUUGGGAAGGCCGUGUCCCGCCUGCUGGCAGAGAGGGGCUGCAGGUUAGCUGUUGUCUCCAGGAACGAAGACGCUGCCCGGGCCACUGUGGCUUCUCUACGUGGAGCUGACCAUGUGGCGUUUAGCUGCGAUGUCUCCAAAGAGCGGGAGGUGCAGAAAAUCUUCGACACCAUCCACAAAACCUGUGGAAACAUCUCUUACCUGGUGAACGCAGCUGGUAUCAACAGGGAUGCUCUGUUACUGAGGACCAAGCCGGAGGACAUGGUCGCUCUGCUUCACACCAACUUGCUGGGCACCAUGCUGACCUGCAGGGCGGCGCUGCGCAGCAUGUUGCUCUCCCAGGGAGCCGCCAUUGUUAACAUAGGCUCUGUGGUGGGCCUGAAGGGGAACGCUGGUCAGAGUGUGUACAGCGCCAGUAAAGCUGGUCUGGAGGGUUUCACACGAUCUUUAGCUAAAGAAGUUGCAUCACGUAACAUCAGGGUCAACCUGCUGGCUCCAGGUACGCUCCAUCUGUCUGUACUGGAUGUUUUAUUUUCCCGCCUCUUCUGUCACUUUGUUAUAGUCUCUCUCUCAUGUCCCUGUCCUCUCUUGUGUCCAGGUUUCAUCCGCACCGACAUGACGGCGGCGCUGAGGGAGGAGGAUGCGGCGCGCUCCGUUCCUCUGGGGAGAUUUGGCGAGCCGGAGGAGGCGGCGCAGGCUGCUCUGUUCCUUUUGGAGUCUUCCUACGUUACAGGACAGGUGCUGGUUGUGGACGGAGGGCUGCAGCUGACCAUGUAGUAACCUCACCGUGCAGAGCAGCGGCAGCGAGGCAGAGACGAGAGGCACUUGAACAGGAGACACUCUGCAGAUCAGAAUCAGCCGACAGUUCAUGAGACGGUCUUUUGUCGCCGUAAACAC
This is a messenger RNA of Seriola dumerili (greater amberjack), 1051 nucleotides long. RefSeq names its product carbonyl reductase 4 (gene cbr4). The record is from RefSeq and is a predicted model, not a curated record. The transcript has 6 exons. Gene Ontology annotation, biological process: fatty acid biosynthetic process. NCBI's taxonomy places the organism in Eukaryota, Metazoa, Chordata, Actinopteri, Carangiformes, Carangidae. Gene Ontology annotation, molecular function: quinone binding; oxidoreductase activity, acting on the CH-OH group of donors, NAD or NADP as acceptor. Bases 116 to 931 code for a protein of 271 amino acids.